Molecule: messenger RNA, 534 nt
Organism: Microthlaspi erraticum
Lineage: Eukaryota; Viridiplantae; Streptophyta; Magnoliopsida; Brassicales; Brassicaceae
Source: the annotation of a GenBank genome assembly
AUGAUGCUAUUCAGCACAUCACUAGCUGGACCAGCACUAGAUUGGGCGCAGCAUGAACCACUCUCUACAAUCGAGUCAUGGAUCGAUUUUAGAGAAGCUUUCUUGAAGAGAUUUGCAAGGGCCACCUUUCAAAUCCAAGUACACCACUACUCUCAUCAGCUGGAGAGAGAGCGUGAUGAAGAAGAAUGGGGAGGCAUACCACCUCAUCCUGAAGUUUUGAAUGAAGAGCUAAUCAAGCAUGUGGAGAGGAAUCCUUUCUACAAUUCUACUUCAGAAUGUGCAAAGGAGCAUCUAUGCAACUUUGAGCAGCUUUGCCACGACUAUGGACUUGGAGACAACCCCAAGAAGAUACAACUUUUCCAACUAUCUCUAGCUGGACAAGCCAAAGAAUGGGCUAAGUUCAAUGCCCAACAUGCUUUCAAGACUUGGAAUGGAUACAAAGGAGCUUUCCUCUACAGAUUUGCUAAAGGUCCAUUUAUGUCCCACCACCACGCCCAAGCUAUUCACAACACCAUCCAUCAUCACCAGACAUAA